CUCCAACUCAUGGCAAGCGUCCUCGCCUCGGACGCCUACAACAAGGUCGCGCGCCUCGCGAACGGGCGGCAAGUGAGCUACGCCGACGUCGGCGACGGUUUUCCGGUCGUCUGCCUCGUGGGCAUGCAUGGCCACCGGCACUACGCCUACCUCUUCCACGCGCUCGCUGCCAAGCACGGAGUGCGCUUCCUCUGCAUCGACCGCCCAGGGUAUGGCCUCUCGGACCCUUCCGACGACGCAACGCCCGUCCCCAUCGCGUUUGCUCACAUCCUCCACGAGCUCUUGGACAUGCUCCGUAUCCCGACGUUUGGCCUCAUGGGGCAGUCGGCGGGGGCCCUCUUCGCGCUUGGUAUCGCGGCGAACGAUGCGCUGAAGGACCGCAUUGCCGGCGCCGUCGUCCUUCUCGCGCCGUGGGUCGGCGUCGAGAAGAGCCCGUUCCUGCUCAAGCUCGCGUCGUGCUGUCCCAACGCUCUGCUGUCCGCGGGCGUCGGCUGCUUGAGUGCGUCCAUGGACGUAAGCAUGUCGUACCUUGGGGCCAACACGUCUGUGCCCGUGCUGUGUGCCCACGAGACUGAUGAUAUUGACGAGAGUGACGAAACGUCGCCCGUGAUGCCACGUCACGUGUGCCUCGGCGAUCUCCGCGCGACGAUUUCAACAGAGCCCCAGAACGCGAUUGGCGAUGUGCUCCUGUGCCUCGGACGAGACCCGCGGGGCGUCGGCUACGACGCUACGACGAUCACAGCCCAUGUACAUGUUGUCCAUGGCGAGAAGGACGCUAUGGUGCCGGUCGCAGCGGUGCUGGACUUUGUAGCGGCGAUGGCCAACGCGACGCUCGAGCUCGUGCCAGACGCUACGCACUCGAACCUUGGCUUGAACGAACCGGCGAUGGAUAGAGUCUUUGCCCAGUAUUCUCGGGCCCCGUAACUCUGAUAACCAUGCAGCUCUUU
Molecule: messenger RNA, 947 nt
Organism: Saprolegnia parasitica CBS 223.65
Lineage: Eukaryota; Oomycota; Saprolegniomycetes; Saprolegniales; Saprolegniaceae
Exons: 1
Coding region: 10-924 (304 amino acids)
Source: RefSeq, a predicted model, not a curated record